Schistosoma spindalis is the source of this 2165-nucleotide messenger RNA. NCBI's taxonomy places the organism in Eukaryota, Metazoa, Platyhelminthes, Trematoda, Strigeidida, Schistosomatidae. The record is from the annotation of a GenBank genome assembly.
AUGGCGAAAGGUCGUCUUUCUGGUUCUGAUUCGUCGGACAGUGAUGACGAAGUAAAGUGGCUACAAUCACGUCACAAGCAAAGGAAGCCCUCGGUUCCAAGCGAUGAGACGACACAUGAUUCAAAGUCAGGUGGAAUUGAGGAGGGUGAAGUAUCUAGUGAUGACCUCGAUGAAGACGAAGAUGAUGGCCUGGAUGACAACUUAAUCGGUGGGGAAGAUGAUAAGCGUCGGUUGGCGAAAAUGAGUGAAAAAGAAAGAGAAGAAGAACUAUUCAAGAGGGCUGAGAGAAGAGAUGCCAUACGAGCCCGCAAAGCUGUAAAACAAAAGCUAAAAGAAAGACGAGAAAGAGAAAAGGCUCAACAGGUAGCCUCUUUAUCCAAACAGCUUGUCGGAGAUUCAAAACCUAAAAGAUCUGCAUAUCACAACGUAUUUUCAGACAGCGACGAGGCAGAAAAUAGUGAUUCAAGUGGUCUAGGACCGAAAGGCCUUAGACAACGUAAGAUCGCCCUGGAGAAAAAGAAGGUGGCUCACAGGGAUAAGUUUCAGGAACUCAUCGAGCGUCGCAAACAACAGGCUGCUAAAAAGCGUCGAACUCAUACAUCAGACGAAGUAGAUAUAUCCGCCCAAAAUAGUUCCGGGAGUUCGUCAGAUAGUGAUGACAAUAGUCCAAAGCCACGUGGAAAAGUUCAGGAGAAACACCAGUCUAUGUCUCAGCGUGUUUUUUCCUCAGAAGCAUCAGACUCUUCUGAUUCAAGUCGACCUGGUUCGCGUCCUGUGGCUCGACGUUCAAGUUUUUCAAGUUUGUCAGGUUCACAGCGAUCUGGUUCUUCAAGUGAAGAUGACGCUCGAGGCAGAAGUCGUUCACCUGAAGAGGAACUAGUCUCCUCUGUUGAGCAUCUAUCUCGUAUUCGGUUGUCACGUUUUAAAAUGGAAAAGUGGGUUCACAUGCCGUUUUUCGAUAACUUGAUAAAAGGAUGUUUUGUGCGUAUCAACAUAGGAUUACAUCAAGGUGUGCCGAUUUAUCGUUGUGCUGAAAUCGUGGAUGUCGUGGAAACUCCUAAAAUAUACGAUCUUGGUGACACUCGAACUAAUAAAGGAAUUGUAGUUCGUGUUGGGAAAGAUCAAAGUACAUUUCGUUUGGCGUUCAUCUCAAACUCUGAUUUUCAGCAAGAUGAAUUUGACAGCUGGAUGCGGCGAAUACAUCUUGCGAACAUGAAACCUCCGACUUUGAAUUUUGUCCGAGAUAAGGCUGCUGAAAUUACUGAAGCAAUAAAUCGUCCUAUUCGAGAUGAACGCGUGGUUGAACAGAUCAUACAAUCCAAACGUCGUUUUCAAAAAGCUCCAACAAAUUUUGCUUUACGCAAAGCGGAAUUAAUCAAACAACGAGAGCAAGCAGAAACAGAUGGUGAUACAGAAUUAUUAAAACACUUAGAUAAUGAAAUAGAAGAAAUUGAAUCUCAAGCUGAACGAAUUGAGAGACGUCGAACUUUAGGUUUUAAAUCAAUUACAUCUAUAAAUCAACGUAAUCGUGCACUUAGUGUGCAACAAGCUGAAGAAGCUAUUCGCAAAGAAAGUGAAGAAGCAUUGAAUUCCAAGGAAGAAGAUCCAUUUACACGUGUUCAUUCUCAACCGGUAAUUGUCACAAAGAAAUAUUUGGAGAAUUUACGUCAUAAAAGACUUGGAGUAGUAGCUCAAUCGAAUACUUCCUGUGAUUUGAAUCAAAGUUUUCCUCCACCACCAACUCCUGAAUCAGAGCUAAGCAUGUCAUCUAAGCAUUCACUGUUGAAUACACCAAUGGGAAGUAAUAGUAUAAUAACUGAAGCACCUGACUCAGUAUGUUGGUCAUUGGGUGAUGAUAAUAGCAACUUGUCCACACCGCAUGAUUCUCUUCAUGCAAUACAUAAUUUUGAAAUAAAUAUUGAUUUAGACUUGGAUGGAAAUAAUGAUCAGGCGAAUUCUAACGGACGCACAGGAUCAACUAAUCAUGACGUACGACAUUCAACUAGUCCUAGAUCACGUGGUACUGCAAAUUCUACUCAUGAUUUUAUCAAUGGCAGUCCCCAGACACCAAUGAACGGUCCAUUUGGAAAACCAAAUCGUCGAUUGUUAAAUUUACAAGAGUACAAGAAGCGUCAUGGAUUAAUUUAAUUCCUAAUUGAUAUGCA